GAUGACACCAGAGAAUAGUGAAGACGAAGGUAAGAAAACGAAGAGAACAAAUAAGGGAAAGCCUUACACGGGCAAAGGAGAUGAUGAAUUUUGCCUUAAGAUGAGGUUUGAAUCGUCACAGCAAUUCAGGCAAGCUGUGCAAGAUUAUGCAGUUAAGAAUGGGAAGUCUAUUCGAUGGGUCAGGUCUGGUGUGAAGAAGGCAGAGGCUAGGUGUGCAAAGAACUGUCCAUGGAAAAUAUAUGGUAGACAGACUCAGAGGAAAGAUGCAUUUGUGGUGACGAUUUAUGAUCCAGAGCAUAGGUGCUAUAGAUCUGCAAGGAAUAGGCAAGCUUCAUUGGAAUGGCUUGCAAAUCAUUACUUGGAGAGGUUUAGGCAAAACCCAGAUUGGAGUAUUACAGAAAUGAUGAAUGACCUUGAUGUGAAAUUUGCUUUAAAAGUCACAAAAAUUGUCUGUUAUAGAGCUAGGGCAAAGGCUCUUACUAUCAUCAGAUGGUCAUUGGGUGAGCAUUACAAUUUACUGCCAUCUUAUAUUGCAGAACUGAAGAGGGUAAAUAGAGACAGUUUGUUUGAUAUGAUGGUUGAGAGGAAUGUUCCUGAAUCAGCUGCUAUAUUCAAGAGGUUCUAUGUGGGCUUUGAAGGGCUGAAACAAGGAUUUCUGAAUGGUUGCAGGCCUGUGAUUAGCCUAGACGGAUGCUUCCUUAAGACACAUCUUGGUGGACAAUUGCUUAGUGCAAUUGGUAGGGAUGGGAAUAAUCAGAUGUUCCCAAUAGCUUGGGCUGUGGUUGAAGGGGAAAAUGAAGACUCAUGGAGGUGGUUUCUCCAUAGGCUUACUUAUGAUUUGGGCAUUUCAGAUGGAUUUGGUUGGACAAUGUUGAGUGAUCAACAGAAGGGACUUCAAAAUGCAGUGAGAGCAUAUAUGCCUAAUGUCGAGCACAGGUUUUGUGCAAGGCACCUCUAUGCAAAUUGGAAGAAGAAUAAUAAGAUUACAUAUGCAUUGACGAACCUCUUUUGGAAGGCUGUCAAGUGCCCAACAGCAGCUGAAUUUAAUGAAGUCAUGAAUCAAAUGAAGGUACAUUCCCAAAAAGCUCAUGAUAACUUUAAGGCAGUUGGACUAGAGAAGUUCUGCAUGCAUAAAAUCAGCAUUUGGCCCAAGUGUGAGGUAGUUGACAAUAACAUGUCUGAAUGCUUUAAUGCAUAUAUACUGAAUGCAAGGACAAAACCAAUAAUAGACAUGUUAGAGGAUAUAAGGAGGGUCGUGAUGAAAAGACUGGCGGAUAAGAGGAAGAUGAUAUUGAAAUGCAAUGACACCAUAUGUCCUAGGGUGAGGAAGAAGCUCGAAGAGAAUAAGCUCAUUAGUGCGUUAUGCACACCCACACAUGCUGGACGUGAGGUAUUUGAGGUGGUAUAUAGAGAUGACACUUAUGGUGUGGAGCUCAAAAAUAGGACUUGCGGGUGUAGAAUGUGGGAUCUUACAGGAAUACCUUGUCCUCAUGCCAUUGCAGGCAUUCAUUGGUUGGGAAAGGAUGCAGAGGAUUUUGUUGAUGAUUGUUACACCAAGAACACCUAUCUAAAGGCAUAUGAUCAGCUUCUACAGCCACUAAAUGGGAAAAAAAUGUGGGAAAAGGUCGAGAGUGAACCUAUAUUACCUCCAAUAGUUAGAAGGCAAAUAGGGAGACCAAAAAAGGCCAGAAAAAAGGAUAAAAGUGAGAAGGAUAACGGGAAAGAUCAAGAAGAGGGGAAGGCCACACAAGAAUUCUUCAAGUUAGAUGGCUUCAGGUCAGGUGCAAUCAAAUCAGGUGGUUCCAGGACAGAUGGCCCAAGGACCAUCAAAGCUACCUGUUAG
Molecule: messenger RNA, 1843 nt
Organism: Punica granatum (pomegranate)
Lineage: Eukaryota; Viridiplantae; Streptophyta; Magnoliopsida; Myrtales; Lythraceae
Source: RefSeq, a predicted model, not a curated record